Molecule: messenger RNA, 858 nt
Organism: Papilio machaon (common yellow swallowtail)
Lineage: Eukaryota; Metazoa; Arthropoda; Insecta; Lepidoptera; Papilionidae
Gene: mRpL16
Product: 39S ribosomal protein L16, mitochondrial
Exons: 5
Coding region: 103-828 (241 amino acids)
Biological process (GO): mitochondrial translation
Cellular component (GO): mitochondrial large ribosomal subunit; ribosome
Molecular function (GO): rRNA binding; structural constituent of ribosome
Source: RefSeq, a predicted model, not a curated record
AGGAAAACUCUCACUAUCACUGUCAGUUCAGUGUAAAAAUAACCUGCAAAUUCCUAAUCAUUUUGUUUUUCGCAAGAAAAUCUAUAAGGAUAAAUUAGAAAUAUGUUGAUCCGAUCUAUAAAACAAUCAUUGGGAUUGUUGCGACCAGAAUGUAUUCAAGUGACAUGCAAUGCUGGAAUAAAAUAUUUUCCUCCACCAAAAAAUUAUGAUCAUAUUGAAAUACCGGAGCGCCCAAGGCUGCGGAUGUUUGAAAAGGUGCCACAAUAUCCUUCAAACUUGAAACCACCGAAGAUGCAAAAAAGAUUGAGAUAUAUGAGAGGGCCAGAACUAUUGCAUAACAAACUUCAAUUAAAACAAUAUGGUGUUGUGGCACUUGGUGGUGGCAGAUUAGCACAUGAACAUUUUGAGAUGGCACGUUUGGUUGUAGCUCGUCAUUUAGAUAUGAAGAGAAUGUUUGCCAUUUGGAGAGUGGACCCUCCGUGGCAGCCUGUUACAAAGAAAGGUCAAGGACAACGUAUGGGUGGAGGCAAGGGAGCUAUCGAUCAUUAUGUCACACCUAUCAAAGCUGGCAGAAUUAUACUUGAAGUAGGAGGCAAAUGUGAAUAUGCAGAGGCACAUCAUAUGUUAAAAAUAGUAGCUGAAAGACUUCCAUUUAAAGCAAAGGCUGUAUCUCAAGAAAUUAUGGAGAAAGAAGAGGCAGAGGAGAAGUGGAAAGAAGAAAACAAUAAGAAUCCAUACACAAUGAAAUAUAUUAUUCAAAACAAUAUGGGUGGCUGCCACAAAAUGCUAUCGCCCUUCGAUCAUAAAUGGCAUGGAAAAUAUUUAUAACUUUAUUGUGGACAACAUAGUACUAUAUUU